GUAUGGUGAAACUGUGAAACGCGGAUCAUCAUUGAUCGCUUCCCCUACCACAGAAAAAAAAAAAAGAAUAUAUCAGUCAAUAAGCUCCAAAAUUCGGAUUAAAAAAAAAAUAAUAAAAAUUCAAAAAACCUGAAUUCAAGGAGGGAAAAUCCCUCUCGAGUAGAAGACGAAGAAUCUUCUGGCGAUUCGAAAAGUGAGAGGGUAAGCUAAAGGUUGAAACUUUCCUUCUCUAACCAGCCUUUGAAGAUGAAUCUUUACAAGCCACCUGAUAACAAGCUUAUGCGACUCAUCUGAUUUUUUAUAACGUAUUGGAGAGUGACUCAAGGACUUGGAGAUUAGAGUUUGCAUCUCUUAGGUGAUGAGUUUUGGAUUCUAGACUUCCAUGAGAGUCAUAGCAUGAAGGUUGGGAGGUUUUUAGAUGGAUAAAGGGGAUUGUAAUAAAGGGGAUUGUAAUAAAGGGGAUUGUAGUAGGACACUCUGUGAGAUUGUGGGUCUGCUAAAAUCAUGGCUCCCUUGGCGGUCCGAGCCAGCUACUGUCUCCAGGGAUUUCUGGAUGCCUGAUCAGAGCUGUCGUGUGUGUUAUGAGUGUGAUUGUCAGUUCACCCUUAUCAACCGUAGGCAUCAUUGCCGUCUUUGUGGGAGAGUCUUCUGUGGGAAAUGUACUGCGAACUCAAUACCUUUGGCUACCAGCGACUUGAGAGCUCCCCGUGAGGAGUGGGAGAGGAUCCGUGUUUGUAAUUAUUGUUUCAGCCAAUGGGAGCUAGGUGAUGGUGGAACGCAUCUUUCGAAUAUUCCGGGGAUUAGUAGUUCGUCUUCUGAGACAAGUCUUCUUAGCUCAAAGACUAUUACAACUGCUAAUAGUAGUACUCUUGGCUCGAUGCCAGGAUUGGUUGGUCCUUAUCAGAGGGUUAAACGUGGUUCUGAUGUCAGUUUGCACGGAGUGGCUUCUAAAGAGCAAGGCAAAGAGACUUCAAGGAGUAAUAGUUUCAUAGCCACAGAUGUGGAAGAUCCAUCUCGCUUUGGUUUAAACAGGAGUGAUGAUGAGUACGAUGAGUAUUGUGCAUACCAGACUGAUACUGAGACGAGUCAUUCUCCUCAAGCUAAUAAAUACUAUGGCCCAAUGGAAUAUGAGGAGAUGAGCCACUGUAAGCAUCUGAGUUUCGAAACCACCGCUGACCAGAAAAGCGUAAGCGGCUCUCCACUCAUUCAUCAGAGUCUUGAAUCUGUAAUUGGGGAAGGAUCAGAGCAGUUCCAGAAAAAAGAUGAGAGUGAUGGUCGUGACGAAAGUGAAGCACCUUCUCCGCCAGAUAUUUCGGAUGAUCAAGUGGCAGAGCCGGUGGAUUUCGAGAACAAUGGACUUUUGUGGGUUCCACCUGAUCCAGAAAACGAAGAAGAUGAGAGAGAAAGCUCUUUGUUUGACGAGGAAGAAGAUAAUGAGGGAGAUGCCUCAGGUGCGUGGGGAUAUUUACGGCCUUCCACUAGCUUUGGAAGUGGAGAGUUCCGUAGCGAGGAUCGAACGAGUGAAGAGCACAAGAAGACUAUGAAGAAUGUGGUUGAUGGGCAUUUUAGAGCUUUGCUUGCACAGCUGUUGCAAGUGGAUAACCUCCCUGUGAGCGAUGAAGAUGGCAAAGAGGGCUGGUUAGAGAUUAUCACCUCUCUUUCUUGGGAGGCGGCUAACUUACUGAAGCCUGAUAUGAGCAAAAGUGGAGGGAUGGAUCCUGGUGGCUAUGUCAAAGUAAAGUGCUUAGCUUCUGGGUUUCGACAUGAUAGCAUGGUGGUUAAGGGAGUUGUUUGCAAGAAAAAUGUAGCUCAUAGGAGAAUGAAAGCGAAGAUUGAGAAAGCUAGACUAUUGAUUAUAGGCGGUGCCCUUGAGUAUCAAAGGGUCUCAAACCAGUUCUCAAGUUUUGAUACUUUGCUGCAACAGGAAAAGGAGCAUCUAAAGAUGGCUGUUGCAAAGAUUCACGCUGAACGUCCAAAUAUUCUACUAGUGGAAAAAUCAGUUUCUCGAUUUGCGCAAGAGUAUCUUCUAGCCAAAGACAUAUCUCUUGUUCUAAACAUUAAGAGGCCACUUUUAGACCGCAUUGCUCGCUGCACCGGUGCUCAGAUAAUUCCUUCAGUAGAUCACCUCUCCUCUCAAAAGCUGGGUUACUGUGAAAAUUUUCGGGUGGAUAGGUUUCUUGAAGAACAUGGUCAAGUUGGAAAGAAAGCAGUAAAGACGUUGAUGUAUUUUGAGGGUUGUCCAAGGCCAUUAGGCUUUACAAUUUUGCUUAGGGGUGCUAAUGAGGAAGAGUUGAAAAAAGUGAAGCAUGUGGUCCGAUAUGGAGUUUUUGCAGCUUAUCAUUUGGCACUCGAGACAUCGUUUCUUGCUGACGAAGGAGCCUCACCAGAACUCCCCUUGAACUCCCCGAUUACGGUAGCUCUUCCGGAUAAAUCUACAAGCAUUGAAAGAUCCAUAUCUACUGUGCCAGGUUUCACGGUCUCUUCCAUACAUGAUAAAUCUCCAACAAUGAUAUCUGGUUUCGAACCACAACGAGCAAACAGUGUCCCAGCAUCAGAGUUGCUUUCGACCACUGCCAAUCUGUCCUUCCAGAAGGAUAUAAAUCCUAUGAUACCCAAUGGUUCAGGCUGGCAGGCUAAAGAAACAAAUCCGGGUUUCGUAUUUUCACGCUGUAAUGUUUCAUUGACUUUGCCUGACCGUGUGACUGAGGGAAGAAACUCAAAUUUGUCUGAAAGAGAUGCACUGGCAGACACACCAGCAGACAAAAGCAACCCAUCUAUUGAGGCAGCAGACAUAUUGUCUGAAGGCUUUGUGCGAAAGACUUAUCAAAGUAGUACGAGCGUUAUAGUAGAGCCCCAGGACAAUGGUUCAGACCUUACAACCAUCCAACAACAAAACAGUGAGGAUUCAAAGGAACCACAAUCUCAAAAAGAGGAAUUUCCUCCAUCACCCUCUGAUCAUCAGAGCAUUUUGGUUUCUUUAUCGUCCCGAUCAGUGUGGAAAGGAACCGUGUGUGAGAGGUCUCAUCUCUUCCGGAUAAAAUACUAUGGUAGUUUCGAUAAACCAUUGGGACGGUUCUUGAGAGAUCAUUUGUUCGAUCAGGGUUACAGGUGUCGUUCAUGUGAGAUGCCAUCAGAAGCUCACGUUCACUGUUACACUCAUCGACAAGGCAGCCUUACUAUAUCUGUGAAGAAGCUCCAAGAUUAUCUCUUACCUGGUGAAAAGGAGGGGAAGAUCUGGAUGUGGCAUAGAUGUCUGAGAUGUCCCCGACCUAAUGGCUUUCCUCCAGCGACUCUACGAGUGGUGAUGUCUGAUGCAGCCUGGGGAUUGUCGUUUGGGAAAUUUCUGGAGCUCAGUUUCUCAAACCACGCAGCUGCCAGUAGAGUAGCAUGUUGUGGCCAUUCUCUCCAUAGAGACUGCCUUCGCUUCUAUGGAUUUGGGAACAUGGUAGCUUGCUUCCGAUACGCUACUAUAGAUGUUCAUUCGGUCUACCUUCCACCAUCAGUUCUAAGUUUCAACUAUGAUAAUCAGGACUGGAUACAGAGAGAGAUAGAUAAGGUGGCAGAGAGAGCAGAGCUUCUGUUUUCUGAAGUACUAAAUGCUAUUAGUCAAAUUGCAGUGAAAGGUUCUAGGCGUCGAAUUGGUCAACUCGAAGAACUGCUGCAAAGAGAGAAAGCAGAAUUUGAGGAAAAUAUGCAAAGGAUGUUGCAGGGGGAGGUGAAGGAAGGCCAGCCUCUUGUGGACAUUCUUGAACUAUACCGGCUUCGCAGACAGCUGAUAUUUCAGUCUUAUAUGUGGGAUCACCGCUUGAUUAAUGCCUCAAAUUUACAGAAGCUUGAGAGUAGUGAUGACACAAAGCGAGAAGAAAAUGAGAAACCACCCUUGGCUAAGAGCCAGACGCUCCCUGAGAUGAAUGCUGGGACAAACACUCUUCUUGCUGGCUCAGAGGAUAAUCCGAAUCCUGAUAGUGGUUCUACUGGUGACACUGGCUCGUUAAAUAAGGUUCAGAAGGAAGCUGACGGAAAUUUAGAUUUGAUUCAGGAAAAGGAAGAUGAGGGAGAAGUUUCUCCCAGCAAUACCUUACCUGAUACUUCUGAUCCUGUGGAAAAUAAACUCGAUGUUCGCAGGACACAGUCUGAUGGCCAUUUAGUGAUGAAAAAUCUUUCAGCCACUCUUGAUGCAGCAUGGAUAGGCGAACGUCAAACAUCAGAGGAUAUUCCAGCAAAUAAUAAGAUCUUGCUUCCUCCUUCCUCCAUGUCAAUCUCAGAGGGGUUAAAGCCAAUAGAUCUCCCAGAACAUCAAAAGGAAUCCAAGGUAGCCUAUCCAGUUUCACCUGCUUUGCCAAGUAAAAAUUAUGAGAACUCAGAAGAUUCUGUAAGCUGGUUAGGUAUGCCAUUCCUCAGUUUCUACCGCUCCAUCAACAAGAAUUUUCUGCUUAGCUCUCAGAAGCUCGAUACAUUUGGCGAGCACAGCCCUGUCUAUAUUUCAUCUUUUAGAGAGGCAGAGCUUCAAGGUGGACCAAGGCUACUUCUGCCUGUGGGUAUAAAUGAUGUUGUUGUUCCGGUGUAUGAUGAUGAGCCCACAAGUAUGAUCGCAUAUGCCUUGAUGACACCCGAAUAUCAACGCCAAAUUUCUGUUGAAGGGGAAUCUCUAGUUUCAUUUCCUUCUGAACUGAAUAUCCCUCGCCCAGUUGAUGACACCAUCUUUGACCCUAGCAGAAGCAAUAGUUCAGUGGAUGAGAGUAUACUUUCAAUGUCCUCGUCUCUGCGUCUUGACCCACUUUCAUACACAAAAGCUUUCAAUGCUCGAGUCUCAUAUGGAGAAGACGGCACUCUUGGGAAAGUGAAGUACACGGUUACUUGUUACUAUGCUAAACGGUUUGAGGCGUUGCGAGGUAUAUGUCUCCCUUCGGAACUUGAGUUCAUAAGGUCUCUUAGCCGGUGUAAAAAAUGGGGAGCUCAAGGUGGAAAGAGCAAUGUCUUCUUUGCUAAAACCCUGGACGAUCGUUUCAUCAUCAAGCAAGUCACCAAGACAGAACUGGAAUCGUUCAUCAAAUUUGCACCUGCUUACUUCAAAUACUUAUCUGAGUCUAUCAGCACGAAAAGCCCAACUUGCCUUGCAAAAAUCUUGGGAAUCUAUCAGGUCGCGACCAAGCAACUUAAGAGUGGUAAAGAAACAAAGAUGGAUGUUCUGAUAAUGGAGAAUCUUCUCUUUGGAAGAACUGUGAAGCGGCUUUAUGACCUCAAAGGAUCUUCCCGGGCGCGAUACAAUCCUGACUCUAGUGGGAGCAAUAAAGUCUUGCUGGAUCAGAACUUGAUUGAAGCAAUGCCCACUUCUCCCAUUUUUGUCGGUAACAAAGCAAAACGGUUGUUGGAAAGAGCUGUCUGGAACGAUACCGCCUUUCUUGCAUUGGGUGAUGUUAUGGAUUACUCGUUGCUAGUAGGCGUGGAUGAAGAAAAGAACGAGCUAGUUCUCGGGAUCAUCGAUUUCUUAAGGCAGUACACAUGGGACAAACAUUUAGAGUCUUGGGUGAAGUUUACAGGAAUCUUAGGAGGCCCCAAGAAUGAAGCACCAACAGUAAUCUCGCCAAAGCAAUACAAGAGAAGAUUCAGAAAGGCUAUGACUACUUACUUCCUCAUGGUUCCUGACCAGUGGUCUCCCCCUGAUGUCAUUGCUAAUAACUCCAGGGCAGAUCAACCAGAAGAAACCUCUCAAACCGGUACGCAAGCAGAGUGAUAUAUUUAUGAAUCCUCAAGAUGUCCAGUUUUUUUUUUGUGGUAUAGAAAUUGGUUUUGUGCAUAUGAGAACACUAUUCUUUGGUUAUGAUUCUUCUCUUGGAUAUGGAUUUUGUUUGCAUCUUUUAGAUUAUGUGUUGUUCAGAUAGAGUUUUAGAUGAUUGUCUGAAUGAUUCAUUAGAAAGAUGUGAGAUGAUUUCAGUUAGUAUCCUAUCUGUACAAAAACAACAUUUUUUCUUGUGUAUAUGAGAUUCUUUUCUAAUA
Brassica napus (rape) is the source of this 5997-nucleotide messenger RNA. Its product is annotated as 1-phosphatidylinositol-3-phosphate 5-kinase FAB1B-like. Gene Ontology annotation, biological process: phosphatidylinositol phosphate biosynthetic process. The record is from RefSeq and is a predicted model, not a curated record. Lineage: Eukaryota; Viridiplantae; Streptophyta; Magnoliopsida; Brassicales; Brassicaceae. The coding region runs from base 419 to 5734 and encodes 1771 amino acids. Gene Ontology annotation, molecular function: metal ion binding; ATP binding; 1-phosphatidylinositol-3-phosphate 5-kinase activity. The transcript has 12 exons. Gene Ontology annotation, cellular component: endosome membrane.